AUGAGUUUUACACCACCACCUGUGUUUACUGGAGAGAACUACCAUAUCUGGGUAGUUAAGAUGAAGACAUACCUUCAAGCACAUGAUUUGUGGAAUGUGAUCGAGAAUGAUGUUAAACCACCUCCAUUAAGGGCCAAUCCAACCAUUGCUCAGAUGAGGCAACAUAGUGAAGAGUGUACCAAGAAGCAUAAAGCAAUGGCUUGCUUGCAAAAUGGAGCAUCUGAUGUAAUUUUCACUCGGAUAAUGGCAUGUGACUCACCAAAGCAAGCAUGGGAGAAGCUAAAUGAGGAGUUUAUGGGGUCAGACAAGACAAGGCAGCAACAACUGAUCAACCUCAGGAGAAACUUUGAGAACUUGAAGAUGAAAGAGUCAGAGACCAUCAAGCAGUACUCUGAUAGGAUAAUGGCCAUAGUCAACAACAUUAGGCUCCUUGGUGAUGGUUUAGUGAGAGCAGAGUUGUUGAAAAGCAAAGGAGGGACAAUAGGCAGGAAGAGCACCCUGAAGGAGCUUUCUAAGCAAAGGCCAAAGAAAGCUCAAGUGUGUAAUAAUAAAAUGAAGGUAAAAGGUCAGCAGCAAAUGCAAGUCAAGGCUACUGAAGACCUUCAAGCUCAGGAAGAGCAUAUGAAAGGCUGUUCAAGAAUCUUGACAGAAGGUUUGCUUUCAAAGUCAGAGUUAGAAAUGGCAACCUUAUUGAGGCUAGAGCUAAUUGAGAAGGGUUAUUCACAAGUUUUCAAGAAUAACUCUUGUUUUGUUGAGGAUUCAUUUGGUCAAGUACUGGUUACAGUGCCUAUGACUGAUAGGUGUUUCAUGUUGGAUGUAAAUCAGUUAGAGAAGAAGGCCUAUACUAGUGCUACUAACUCAGCUAGUUUAUGGCACAAAAGGUUAGGCUAUGUUAGUUACAAAUCACUUGGUUUGUUGAAUAGAUUGAAUUUGGUUGAAGACAUGUCCAAAAUUGAGGUCAGUGAUGAUGUUUGUGAAGUUUGCCAGCUUGAGGUGUUUGAAGCAUUCAGCAAGUUUAAAGCUCUAGUUGAGAACCAAUCAGGCUGCAAGGUCAAAGCUUUGAGAUCAGAUAAUGGUGCUGAAUAUUUGUCCGAAAAGUUUCAGAAGCUAUGUGAGCAAGCUGGAAUUCAUCAUCAGCUAACAACAGUUUAUACUCCUCAGCAAAAUAAAGUUUGUGAAUGA
Molecule: messenger RNA, 1182 nt
Organism: Gossypium arboreum
Lineage: Eukaryota; Viridiplantae; Streptophyta; Magnoliopsida; Malvales; Malvaceae
Exons: 6
Coding region: 1-1182 (393 amino acids)
Biological process (GO): DNA integration
Molecular function (GO): nucleic acid binding
Source: RefSeq, a predicted model, not a curated record